Branchiostoma floridae (Florida lancelet) is the source of this 1808-nucleotide messenger RNA. Its product is annotated as chloride channel protein D-like. Gene Ontology annotation, molecular function: voltage-gated chloride channel activity. The record is from RefSeq and is a predicted model, not a curated record. Gene Ontology annotation, biological process: transmembrane transport; chloride transport. NCBI's taxonomy places the organism in Eukaryota, Metazoa, Chordata, Leptocardii, Amphioxiformes, Branchiostomatidae. Gene Ontology annotation, cellular component: intracellular membrane-bounded organelle; membrane.
CUUUGCACUUUGAAAAGGCGGUACAAAAUCCAUCAUGGCGACUAGUUGACACAGAAAACUUUUCUGAUUGUUUCAUACUCGAAUCUCCAAAAAUUCCGCCACUUUUCAUUCCCACAUGACCCUUAGAGUCGUAGACUACGUCUUUAAGAACCUUGUUAGCACCUUAAGGAGGUAAAGACUCGGUGUUAUUGUCUCCAAGACGGCAGAAACUGGAGAAGUGGAGAUGGCGGAAGUGCGGUCCCGCAGGAAGAAGCACACCUACAGCGUGUCCCAGGUGCACUCCGUAGACGACGUGCACCUGGCGCAGGCCGACACGUCAGAGGGUUUCUUCGCCCGCGGACGUGAGUUCGAGAGCGUGUACGUGAACCACCGCUACACGGCGCAGGAGCGUGAGGAACUGUCAAAGUUCGACAGUCUGGACUACCUGCCCUCCCACAGCUUUGCCUACAAGAACUGGAUCAAGAGGCAGCCCAGCAGGCUGGACUGGGACCGCUGGGUGAUGAUGGGGCUGAUCGGGUUCUCUGUGGGGUUUCUGGGGUUCCUGCUUCACCAGAUUAUUGAGAUCAUCUCCGAGUACAAGUGGGACAAGGCAGAGGACUUCAUCAAGGAGGGAGACAUUGCUGUGGCCUAUAUCUGGGUGCUGGGCAUCAGUCUGCUGCUGGUUAUAGUGGGGUCUGGGCUGGUCGUGUACCUACGGCCGUCAGCAGGGGGCUCUGGCAUGCCCGAGCUGAUCGGGUUCCUGAACGGAACGGUCGUGCGGCACAUCUUUAACGUGAAGACGUUCGUGGUGAAGUUUCUCUCGUGCGCCUGUGCCGUGGCCAGCGGGCUGCCUGUGGGACCAGAGGGACCCAUGAUCCACAUGGGCGGACUGAUCGGAGCCGGUUUGAGCCAGUUCCGAUCGGGAACCCUCGGGUUUGCCCUGCCGUUCUUUGAGAGGUUCAGGAACUCUGAGGACAGGAGGAACUUUAUCCAGGCAGGUGCCGGGGCUGGCGUGGCCUCUGCGUUCGGCGCUCCGGUCGGUGGUCUGCUGUUUGCUAUGGAGGAGGUUUCUUCCUUCUGGAACAUGAAGCUGACCUGGCAGACAUUUUUCUGCUGCAUGAUCGCCACCUUCACCACCGACCUUUUCAACUCAGCCUUCACCAGCUUCCAGUACAAGGGCAGCUUUGGGCUGUUCAGGGCAGAAACCUUGAGCUGCACAUGGCGCGAGACGUGAUGGCGGCCCCUCCCUGCAUCAUCUCCACCCGGGAGUCGGUGGCAAACCUGGCACACCUCCUGCUGGACACCCCCCACGGAGGCUUCCCAGUGGUACAUUCCAGCCGAGAGGGGCAGGAGAAGACCUUCUACGGCAUGAUAACAAGGAUAGAGCUGAGCGUGAUCCUUUUCCACCCUGAGCUGUUUGAGACGAUAGAGAACCCGUCACCAGAAGACCCUGAGGUCACACUACUGGACUAUCAACAGACAACAAUACACAAGUUGUACAACACAGAUGAGAUAGAGGACCUGCUGACCAAGUUCUGUGACGACCCUGUGUACGAUCAGCAGUUUGUGAACCUGCAACCGUACGUGAACCAGUCGGCGUUGUCGGUACGUGACAACUUCUCGCUCCACCGAACCUACAUCAUCUUCCGCACGCUGAAGGACUUGAUGGGGUUCCAUCUGGAGGAGGCGCUGGCGGCCAUCUUGCAGAACCAGAUGGAGCAGAACAACAUCCGGGUCGAGAUGGCGGAGGUCACCGACAUGCCUAACAGCACGACGGCAUGACGUCGCCAUGGACAUGGAAUGUACAAGAAAGCAAGUUUUGCACUGGU